Molecule: messenger RNA, 2094 nt
Organism: Xiphias gladius (swordfish)
Lineage: Eukaryota; Metazoa; Chordata; Actinopteri; Istiophoriformes; Xiphiidae
Gene: ifrd1
Product: interferon-related developmental regulator 1
Exons: 12
Coding region: 197-1483 (428 amino acids)
Cellular component (GO): nucleus
Source: RefSeq, a predicted model, not a curated record
CUCCGCUCUACUUACGCAGCCCUGGUUUUUGAGGGAAAAUGUAUCGUCUCGGCCAACAGUCUAUCUCCAAGAUUGCUUUCAAUUCCUUUUUAUCCACUGUGCCACGGGAAUAUUUUCAUUUUACGAGACAAUACAAUAAAAGCUGGUCGUGUAUUGGCUGAUUUUUGAUAAACAAUUUACAUUUAUCCGCACGAAAAUGCCAAGGACCAAGAAGAAGAAUAACAGGGGGGGGCAGCAUGGAAAUGUGCAGCCUUUCAGUGAUGAGGAUGCCUCCAUUGAGACCCUCAGUCAUUGCAGCAGCUUCAGUGACAUGACCAGUGUAGCAGAUGAAGGUGGCGAGGCCAGUGAGGACACAGCCCAGGAGGAUUUCCAGUACAAGUUGAAGGGAUUCAUAGACAGCACAGUGGACAAGAGUGCCAAGACCAGACAGGGGGCACUGGAUGGGCUUAAGACAGCAAUGGCCACACGGAUCUUGUAUGAGUUCAUCUCAGAGAGAAGGAUGACCAUCACAGACAGCAUUGAACGCUGCCUCAAGAAAGGCAAAGGUGAGGAGCAGCGAGCAGCAGCUUCUUUAGCCUGCCUGCUGUGUAUCCAGCUGGGCUCAGGCAUCGAGAGUGAGGAGGUUCUCAAAACCCUGAAACCCAUCUUCAAAAAUAUCCUGGCAGAUGGAUCAGCCAACAUACAAGCCAGGCAGGCUGUGGCGACAAGUCUGGGCCUCUGUACUUUAGUUGCAGAAGACGACAUUUUGGACGUGCAUGCCACCAUGGAGUGCUUUGAAAACCUGUUCACGCGGUCCUACGCAAGGUUAGAUGGUACCUGUCCUUCGAUUAAUCCCCAGACAAGCCAGCUCUACACCAACGCCCUGCUGUCUUGGGCACUGCUGCUCACCAUCUGCACUGCCAACCAGCUCAAAGACAUCCUGCGCAGAUACCUGCCCAAACUGCCGAGGUUGCUGGAGAGUGAGGAUGUCAACAUGAGAAUUGCUGCAGGGGAGACCAUCGCCCUGCUGUUUGAGCUGGCCAGAGACACAGACUCUGACUUUGAAUUUGAUGGCUGGGAUGAACUAUGUGAUAAACUGAACGCGUUGGCCACAGACUGCAACAAGCACAGAGCCAAAACGGACAAGAGGAAGCAGCGGUCUGUGUUCAGGGAUGUGCUCAAGGCUGUUGAGGAGGGUGACUUUCAGUCUGAGACCAUUCGCUUUGGGACAGAGCGCAUGACCAUUGACAGCUGGGUCAGGAAGAGGACAUAUGAUGCUUUCAGAGAGUUUGUGGGAUCUGGGAUGAACUACCACCUACAGGCAAAUGAAUUCAUCAGAGACGUUUUUGAACUGGGACCACCUAUACUGGUUGAUUCAGCCACAAUGAAGGCCAUGAAAAUAUCACGCUUUGAAAGGCAUCUCCACAACUCUGCUGCAUUCAAGGCUCGGACCAAGGCAAGAAGCAAGUUCAGGGACAAGAGGGUGGAUGUGGGAGAAUUUUAAUUUUUUUUUUUUUUUUUUUUUUUUUUUUUUUUUGGCAGGGGGGGGGACUAAUUACCUAUUUAUCAAGCUUCUCUGCUUUUAGAUAAAUUGUCAUGACUUUUUGUUCACAUGUUCCUCCACUGAAAUCUAUCUUUUGAGUGUCAAACUCUCACCUUCUGUUGACUUGAAAGGUCUAUCAGACACUGCCCUAUAAUGGACAAAACAUUCUUUUUAUAGCUACAUUUCAAAUCUACACCAGGUGAGUGUUUGACAAUCAAACAGUAAGUUUUGAGUGGAGUAUAAUUUUAAUAUAUCCACACACAAAAGGUGGUGUUGUACAUUAUAGUGUAUAUUUGUUUGCUCCUCAUUAAUAUUCAUUUGUGGCCUUUUCUUUUCAACAUUGUAAUAAGUUAUAUAAUUUUGCUAGUAUUUGUGUUGCACAAUGUAGUUGUCAAGACACAUGUUGUGACUAACCUAACCCUUUGAUGGAUUUGCAUUAAGUUGCAAUACUUAGUUAACCCGUAGCAGGUUAUUUGUGUAGAACCUUGGUGAAUAUUGUCUUGUAUUUUAGUAUUGGGUAUGUAGCCUAAUUUAAAGGCAAGGAUGGUGAAAUAAACACUGAAAAGCUGUUA